Messenger RNA from Branchiostoma belcheri (Belcher's lancelet), 1533 nucleotides. Its product is annotated as actin-2-like. The record is from RefSeq and is a predicted model, not a curated record. The transcript is spliced from 2 exons. Bases 76 to 1206 code for a protein of 376 amino acids. NCBI's taxonomy places the organism in Eukaryota, Metazoa, Chordata, Leptocardii, Amphioxiformes, Branchiostomatidae.
UGUUCUUCACUGCGGUCCAAGAUUUGCCAGGUUCUUCUCCCAGUUCCAGUGGUUCUACCAGAUUAACUCUCCAUCAUGUGCGAAGAGGAGGUUGCUGCUCUCGUCGUCGACAAUGGCUCCGGCAUGUGCAAGGCCGGCUUUGCGGGCGACGACGCGCCCAGGGCCGUCUUCCCGUCCAUCGUGGGCCGCCCCAGGUACCAGGGCGUCAUGGUCGGCAUGGGACAGAAGGACGCCUAUGUCGGUGACGAGGCGCAGAGCAAGAGAGGCAUCCUGACCACCAAGUAUCCCAUCGAGCACGGCAUCGUCACCAACUGGGACGACAUGGAGAAGAUCUGGCACCACACCUUCUACAACGAGCUGCGUGUGGCCCCCGAAGAGCACCCCGUGCUGCUGUCCGAGGCUCCCCUCAACCCCAAGGCCAACAGGGAGAAGAUGACCCAGAUCAUGUUCGAGACCUUCAACACCCCGGCCAUGUACGUGGCCAUCCAGGCCGUCUUGUCUCUCUACGCCUCCGGCCGCACCACCGGUAUCGUGCUGGACACCGGCGAUGGAGUCACCCACAACGUGCCCAUCUAUGAAGGCUACGCCCUGCCGCACGCCAUCCUGCGUCUGGACCUGGCCGGCCGGGACCUGACAGACUACCUGAUGAAGAUCCUGACCGAGCGCGGAUACUCCUUUGUCACAACGGCCGAGAGAGAAAUCGUCCGUGACGUGAAGGAGAAGCUGUGCUACAUCGCCCUGGACUUCGAGCAGGAGAUGGCCACCGCCGCCGCCACCUCCAGCCUGGAGAAGAGCUACGAGCUGCCGGACGGACAGGUCAUCACCGUCGGCAACGAGAGGUUCCGCUGCCCCGAGACCCUGUUCCAGCCUUCCUUCAUCGGCAUGGAGUCUGCCGGCAUCCACGAGGGCACCUACAACAGCAUCAUGAAGUGCGACAUCGACAUCCGUAAGGACCUGUACGCCAACAACGUGCUGUCCGGCGGCUCCAGCAUGUACCCCGGCCUGGCCGACCGUCUGCAGAAGGAAGUCACCGCCCUGGCCCCCAGCACCAUGAAGAUCAAGAUCGUCGCUCCUCCCGAGAGGAAGUACUCCGUCUGGAUCGGCGGCUCCAUCCUGGCCUCCCUGUCCACCUUCCAGCAGAUGUGGAUCGCCAAGCAGGAGUACGACGAGUCCGGCCCCGCCAUUGUCCACCGCAAGUGCUUCUAAAUCUCAACCGAAAAUGUUUAGCUCUUAAACCUAUUCUGAUGUUUAAUGCUACACAUGUCUCGGUAAAAAUGUUGCCUGUUAUUACCAUCAAAAUAACAAUCAUUUUAAAUGUGUAAGGAUAAGAAAAAGUGAUGAAGAUGAGAUUGAAUGCUUCCAGAAUGAACACUAUGCCUGUGGGGCGGCUCUGCUACGUCCUAUAUGAAACGCUGUGAUUUUGGAUGUUUCCGUGAUGGAACGCUGUGGGUGUUGAUACUUUUAUGUAACAUGUCCGAUUAUGUAUCAGGGUGUCUAAAAGCUGUUGGUGAAAUAAAAUAGAUGUAAAUCUGA